CUAGCGUACAGCUCAUUGUGCGCUUGCAUCCGUGUUCGUGCGCCUAGCUGCGAGCGCAGCGUCUCCGCGAUCACUCACGCCGCCAUGAACGCACUCUACAGCUCUAUCCUCCUGAACCAGAUGCUCUUCCACCUGGUCCCAGUGUGCGAGGGCUCGAUGCAGACGCUGAUCGGUAAAACCGGAGAGUCGGUUACUCUGCCCUGCCACUAUGACGUCAUAGCUAACGGGCCCACGCAAAUGUGCUGGGGGAGAGGCGAAGUUCCCUGGUCCAAAUGCAGCAACACAAUCGUUUCCACCGACGGAGAAAAAGUGACCUUCAGCGAAUCGGACAGAUACCGGUUACUGAGCGGGGUUCAGAAGGGAGACGUGUCGCUGACCAUCAUCAACGUGACGGAGAACGACUCCGGGAUCUACGGCUGCAGGGUGGAGAUUUCAGGCUGGUUCAACGACCUGAAACUCAACUUUAAUUUGACAAUUCUAAAAGGAAAUCAAGGGACAAUUCAGUUUACAACCACUGAGAAUGCUCCUGACAGGACAACAGCAGGGAUCGGGAGCUCUGCCUCAGCUCACUCCGAGUCUCCACAGCGGAGAACGGAUCAGUCCAGCCAAACUCAGCGGCCCGCAGGCGAGUCAAGUCAGACCGCUCUACAGGCCCAAGAGGAAGCCAACAGGCGCCACCUCCUUGCGGUCAUUUUAGUGCCUCUUCUCUUAGUGCUCCUUCUGGUGGCCAUUUUCCUCUUCAUGAUGCGACUUAAAAAGCAAAACAAACGUCCGCUCUUUUGGAUGGCACAGAGAAGCGCCCCCUCCUCUGUCUUCUACGUAAACUUUGACUCGACUCACCCAACUCCAGAGAGUGAGAAGGCCGUGGAGAACAUCUACCAGUGUGACGAUGCGAACGCCUCGGAAGCACCUGCUUGAUCCAUCUCCAGUUCGCACACACACACACACACAUGCACACUCUCACACAUGCACACACACA
Messenger RNA from Anguilla anguilla (European eel), 979 nucleotides. Its product is annotated as hepatitis A virus cellular receptor 1 homolog. The record is from RefSeq and is a predicted model, not a curated record. The transcript is spliced from 7 exons. The coding region runs from base 85 to 918 and encodes 277 amino acids. Lineage: Eukaryota; Metazoa; Chordata; Actinopteri; Anguilliformes; Anguillidae.